GGGACGCACGCUUUGUAGUAGAACGCGGCAAACACAGCCAGCCGCUGCAAACGUAGAGUGGAGGUAAAUGAAGCUCUGAAAGUAUUAGCCCAGUUUGGAGCUAAAUUCACAGUUGAAGAACACAUGGCUUCUACGAAUAAAGCGCCGGUACAGAAUAGAAAUUUACCAUGGGUAGAAAAAUACAGGCCACAGAAACUUGAUGAUCUGAUCUCGCACAAAGAUAUUCUAAGCACCAUCCAGAGGUUUAUUAAUGAGGACAAGCUUCCCCAUCUCUUGUUCUAUGGCCCCCCUGGAACAGGGAAAACCUCCACCAUCCUCGCCUGUGCCCGGCAGCUGUACAAGGACAAAGAGUUCAACUCAAUGGUGUUGGAGCUAAAUGCAUCUGAUGACAGAGGUAUUGAUGUUGUACGAGGUCCCAUUCUGAGUUUUGCCAGCACCAGGACCAUCUUCAAGAAGGGCUUCAAGUUGGUGAUACUGGACGAAGCUGAUGCCAUGACCCAGGAUGCCCAAAAUGCAUUGCGGCGAGUGAUUGAAAAAUUUACAGAAAACACACGAUUCUGUAUCAUCUGUAACUACUUGUCCAAGAUCAUCCCGGCCCUGCAGUCUCGCUGCACCAGGUUUCGCUUCGGCCCGCUCUCCCCGGACCAGAUGAUCCCUCGACUGGAGCACGUAAUCCAGCAGGAGAGCAUUGACAUAACUCCAGAUGGAAUGAAGGCCAUCGUGACCUUAUCAUCAGGUGAUAUGAGAAGAUCGCUCAACAUACUGCAGAGCACCAGCAUGGCGUAUGGUAAGGUCACAGAGGACACAGUGUACACCUGCACAGGUCACCCCCUCCGCUCAGAUAUAGCCAACAUCCUCGACUGGUCCCUCAACAAAGACUUCACGACGGCGUACAAGCAAAUCCUCCAGCUCAAGACUUUGAAGGGUUUGGCCCUGCAUGAUAUUCUCACUGAAGUUCAUCUGCUCAUACACAGAGUGGACUUUCCCCCAGCUAUUCGGAUUGGUCUGCUCAUCAAGUUGGCGGAUAUUGAACACAGGCUCGCCUCAGGAACCGAUGAGAAGAUCCAGCUGAGCUCCAUGGUUGCAGCUUUUCAGGCAGUGAGAGACCUCGUGGUCAGCGAGGCGUCGUAGGUGCAGUAGCCACCUAAGACCACCGCGAGGUUCUUUCUUGAAUGCAAACUGCUGGUGGAGAGAAACCUCUUUUCCCCAUUCCUUGGUGACUACCAUCACUUCUGUUUGAUGUAAUUGUGCUUUCACCACAGUUAGAGCAUAUCUGCAUCCAGAAUUCAGGCGCUAUUUCUACGUAUUAUUCUCCUACAACAGAAAUUGGUCUUCCAUUUCCUACUCUGCCAUCCUGCUGCCUUGGUUAACAUAACAACAGAUGCCCUCAAGUGUCCACCACUGCUCCAUGGAGUUGCUGCACAGUGCAGACACAGAUGCUCACAGCUAUCUGAGUCACUCACAUCUGCAUAUAAACUGAGCAAAAUGGUAGGCAGUUGUUUGUAAUUCUAGUACCAAAAAGAUCUCUCCUUUGGGGACUUUAAAUAUGGACUUGGAAAAGUGUAAGCAGUGCAGGACCAACUUAUGGUCACCAGUUUAUGCAUGUAGACUAUACAGUGGGGUGUUACCAUGUUGUAACGUUACAAAUACACCACAUGAAACUGUAAGAAUACAUCUUGGACACGUACAUGUGUUUGAAUCUGUUUAAUAAAACUAUUUCCUUUAA
Scatophagus argus is the source of this 1726-nucleotide messenger RNA. RefSeq names its product replication factor C (activator 1) 5 (gene rfc5). Gene Ontology annotation, biological process: DNA repair; DNA-templated DNA replication. The transcript has 11 exons. The record is from RefSeq and is a predicted model, not a curated record. The coding region runs from base 124 to 1131 and encodes 335 amino acids. Gene Ontology annotation, cellular component: nucleus; DNA replication factor C complex. Gene Ontology annotation, molecular function: DNA clamp loader activity; DNA binding; ATP binding. Lineage: Eukaryota; Metazoa; Chordata; Actinopteri; Scatophagidae.